Molecule: messenger RNA, 755 nt
Organism: Notothenia coriiceps (black rockcod)
Lineage: Eukaryota; Metazoa; Chordata; Actinopteri; Perciformes; Nototheniidae
Product: sodium- and chloride-dependent GABA transporter 2-like
Exons: 4
Coding region: 198-755 (185 amino acids)
Biological process (GO): sodium ion transmembrane transport; nitrogen compound transport; amino acid transport
Cellular component (GO): cell projection; plasma membrane
Molecular function (GO): gamma-aminobutyric acid:sodium:chloride symporter activity
Source: RefSeq, a predicted model, not a curated record
GCAGCACUCUCAGUAACAGGACAGAUCAUUCCACAACACAUCGUCAACUUUACAUGAGCAUAACAUCACUUCACGGAGUUUAGGCGGAAACAGAGUUAUUUGGCAAGUACUCCCAAACUCGCAUGUGGGUUUAGGAGUGACUGACACUGCAGAGUGGCUUUGGGAAACGUACGGUUAAGUGAGUUAAAGGAGGAAAGAUGGCCAUGGACGGAAAAAAUGGCAUCCACACAGUGUCGGUGCCAAACGGACACCCACAGACGUCUAAAGAUAAUGAGGGACGGGGUAAUUGGAAAAACAAAGCCGAGUUUUUUCUGACUGUGAUGGGUGCGAUCAUCGGCCCUGGCAAUGUAUGGAGGUUUCCCUACCUAUGCUACAGAAACGGCGGAGGCGUGUUCUUCAUCCCAUACUUCUUGUUCAUGUUUACAUGCGGAAUCCCCUUAUUCUUCCUUGAGACUGCUUUAGGACAAUACACUAGCCAGGGGAGUAUAACGUGCUGGAGAAAGAUUUGUCCGCUUUUCCAAGGCAUGGGCUAUGCCAGUCACUUAAUCAUUUUAUUUAGUGCAACCUCUUAUAUUGUCAUCAUUGCAUGGGCGUUCUUUUACCUGUUCUCAUCAUUCAGUGCGGAUUUGCCUUGGGCCACAUGUGGACACGAGUGGAACACAGAGUCUUGUCUGGAUCCCUCCCAUCCCAAUAUGAGCCUCAGCAUGGCAUCAAGACUGAAUACCACUCUUCCUGUUAUGGAGUUCUGGCAGUAA